GAAGAGAAGCUUCUGUCUGACUCCAUGCUGGUGGAGGCGAGGGAGGCCUCGGACGAGGACCUGCUGGUGGUGCACACGAGGCGCUAUCUCAACGAGCUGAAGUGGUCCUUUGUUGUCGCCACCAUCACGGAAAUCCCCCCUGUCGUCUUUCUCCCCAACUUCCUCGUGCAGAGGAAGGUGCUGAGGCCCCUGCGGACCCAAACGGGAGGAACCAUAAUGGCAGGGAAGCUGGCCGUGGAGCGAGGCUGGGCCAUCAAUGUGGAGGCCAUCAGGCGGAAGGUGGAGCUGGACUGGGGCGUGGAGGAUGAUGAGUACCUGGAUAAAGUCGAGACGAACAUCAAGAAAGCCCUCCAGGAGCAUCUGCCCGACGUGGUGGUGUACAACGCAGGCACCGACAUCCUCGAGGGGGACCGCCUUGGGGGGCUGUCCAUCAGCCCAGGGGGCAUUGUGAAGCGGGAUGAACUGGUGUUCCAGAUAGUCCGUGGCUGCCAGGUGCCCAUCCUCAUGGUGACCUCGGGCGGGUACCAGAAGCGUACAGCCCGCAUCAUUGCUGACUCCAUCCUCAAUUUGUAUGGCCUGGGGCUCAUCGGGCCUGAGUCACCCAGUGUCUCGGCACAGAACUCAGACACACCGCUGCUUCCCCUAGCAGUGCCCUGACCGCGCUGCCCUCUAAGAGUCUCCCUGCCUGCCUCUCGGUCCCGCCCACCCCCUUUGUGCUUUUUGUUUUCUAACCUCCUGGGGUGGUGGAGGCAGCCACCAGCGAGCAUGGAGGGCAGGGCCAUCCCUGACUGGGGGUCUGGAGCGGGCAACUCUCCACUCUUCCCCACUGGGUGCCCGAGGGCCUCUAGGCCCUCUGUGGGCAGGGGCUGAAGGCAGAGCCGGUGUCCCAGGAACCCCCCACAUGGAGUCAGAGAUCUAAGCAGGCCCGGGGAGGUGGGCAGUUUACUGAGAAUGGGGGAGGAUAGGUUAGGACCCAGGGCCAUAGCAGUGGUGCCCAGGGCUUGCGGUGUUCUGGACUUUGGGAACAGCAGACCCAGGUCAGAUCAAGGAAGCGUCCAUCUGUACCCUGUUUGGGCCUCCCUCCUCUUCAGUCCUGCGAUUUGCUUCACCCUCCUCCUUGCCCAGGGCGUGGGCGCUGGUCUGUGGGGAGGCGCUGCAGCCAGGCCUCCAGGUGGGCCCGGUUCCCGGCCAGCAGGCAGGAGCCCUGGGCCUGGAUGUGAGGGCAGCUGGGACGGGGUACAGGUGGGUUCUCCCAUCUGGGCUUCUCCCUCAAUAAAGCAAGGUCUGGACACGCUUUCCUAGGGUGCUGAGGGGAGGGGAGGCCCGAGCUCCGCCACAUCCCUGCCUGGACAGUGGUCUCACCUGUUUGGUGCAAGGGUCAUGUGGGGGCGGAAUUCUUAGCUAUGGAUGGGCUCUGCUGGAGCUCCCUGGGGACUGCUGACCCAGGUGGGAGGCGCACAGGGAGACCGGGAUCCUGGAAGGCGGGGCUUCCUGGAGGGAGCGUAGAGGCUCUCCAUCCUGGCGGGGUGGUUGUGAGGGCAGGGGCAGGGCCCUGGGCGGGGCUGUGGCCACCACUGGCCUCACCUGAUGUGCCCAGGGCCCAAGUGGGCCUGACUGCUGGUCUUCUCUGCCCUACUCUGAAGGGGUUGUUCUGGGCCCUCCAGGAGGCAGGGUGGGGGGUCCCCUCGACCAGAGGUGGGGAGGUCGGGCAGGGAAAGUGGAUCAGCUGAGGUGUCUCCACCCUCGAUCAGCCCCCUGUGGGACUCAUGUCCGUUACCAUCUGGGGUGCUCCCAGUCUGCCUCUCGUUCUCUCCGCUGGAGCCGAGAGGGUCCCAAGAUCACAAAUUGUCAAAAAUGCUGACCUCCUCGACCAGACCCCAGGCACUAACAGUGCACUUGGAGUCCCCACUUUGCCUUUGGUCUGUCUGCAUCUGGCUUAAGGUACCUAACAUCCAUUCAUCCCUGACACAAGCCUGUGAUGUCUGGGGCCCAGAGAUGGACCAGUCUGUCCCUGUGGAGCCACUGCGCCUGGAGAAUCAUGAAGGCUCUGGGUUGGACCUGGUGCUGCGUGUUCUCAGGGUGAAGAGCCCCCUCCUGAGGGCGAAGGAGAUGAAGAUGAGAUCGCAUAGCUGGAGGCCCGACGUAGGGUGGCUGCUCAGUAAAUGCUAGUACGU
Messenger RNA from Propithecus coquereli (Coquerel's sifaka), 2174 nucleotides. It is a transcript of the gene HDAC11, whose product is annotated as histone deacetylase 11. The transcript is spliced from 5 exons. The coding region runs from base 25 to 657 and encodes 210 amino acids. NCBI's taxonomy places the organism in Eukaryota, Metazoa, Chordata, Mammalia, Primates, Indriidae. The record is from RefSeq and is a predicted model, not a curated record.